AUCAGGUAGCUUGUUCUGUCUCUCUCUCCUCCCCCUCCUGUCUGUCUGGAGUCUCACCGGCAGCAACACGGAGGAGACUCACCGGAUCUACCGUCAGACCGUCAGGCCGCCGGUUACCGCAGAUAUUAACGUGAUAUUAGAUUUAUCUAUCGGUGAUUCCUCCCGGUGGAGCUGCCGGUUCCUCCUGAAGACACCAGGGAGCGGACCCAGCGGACCCAGCGGACCCAGCGGCCGGCUAGCUGCUGGAGUUACACCCGGGACUGCAGGCUGAUCCUCGGCCUCCGGGAGGAUCUUAACGGGACAUUUGUGGAUAUUUCGGGUCGUCUUUGAGCCGGUUCGUCCGGUGGUUCCUCCGGUGGUCGGUGCUGGCUGCGGAGCCCCGGAGAGCAGCAGCAGGGCUCGGUACCGGUACCGGGAGGAGAGAGCAGGAGUUUGUCUGUCUGUCUGAUUGGUCACCAGCCCACCCCCGGCCCCCACCAUGAACCCUAUGAACCAGAUGAAGGCUGGACUGGCCAACAACCCACACAGCGAGGGUUCGUACCCCUACGACCCGUCCAGCUGGCAGCAGCCCACCAAUCAGCCUACAGGAUCCCUCUCCGUGGUCACCACCGUCUGGGGAGUGACCAAUCCCUCGGCCAGCCAGGGUAUGGGUGGAGGGAUGGGACCCGGAUCCAACCAGGGCGGGGGGCCCAUGAUGCAGGGCCCCGGGGGUCCGGGCAUGGCCGGCGGGCCCGGAGGCUACAUGGGUCAGCAGGGCUACGGAGAGCCCAGCAAAGGCUACAUGAACCAGGGCAUGUACGGCCGGACGACUGGGGGCUACGCUGGAGGACCGGGGGGGUACUCACAGAGCUACCCGUCGAACCCCGGCGGCUCCAGAGGUUCUAAUGACUUCACUCAGGCUGCCGCUGCCGCCGCCGUCGCUGCUGCCGCUGCCACGGCAACCGCAACCGCCACGGCAACCGUCGCUGCCAUCCAGGAGAAACAAAACCAGGAAAUGAACUACGGACAGAUGGGAGGUCAGGCCUAUAACAGCCAGUUCAUGGCCCACUCCGGCCCCCGCGGCCCCCCUGGCAUGUCCCCCGGAGGUAUGGGCCCUGGAGGUAUGGGCCCCGGAGGUAUGGGCCCUGGAGGUAUGGGCCCCGGGCCCGGACCUACCAGGGGCCCUCCCUCAAUGGGCCCCAUGUACGGACCCGGAGGUGGCCCCCAGAGGGUCCCUCAGCACCCGCAGCACCCUCAGCACCCAAACUACGGCCCCGGACCACAGCAGGGCCACCUGAGGCCCCCGCAGGGCCUCAAACGGCCCUACAACCCUGAGUCCUUCCAAGGAAUGUCUCAGCAGUACGGCGUUCCCGUCGGUCCCAGUGUCAGUGUGAUGUCGGGUCCCGGUGGCGCCGGCGGCUCAAUUCCAGGUUCAGGUGGAGGAGGUCACGCCGGCCCCGGUCCGUACGCCAACCCCAACAUGCAGUACCAUCCAGGUCCCGGCGGUCCAGGCCCCGCCCCCCAGCGCUCCGGCUCCUCCCCCUCCUAUCAGACCCAUAAAAUGCCCCUCCCACAGUACUCCCCCUCUGGACCCCCCAACUCCCAGUACUACAAGCAGGAGCAGUUUAACGGUCAGGGUGGCGGUCUGAGCGCUCUGACGACAGGAGGCGCCGGCGGCGUCUACAACUCCUUCAACCAACCGUCUGGGCCCGGUCGAGGGUUGCCAGGUUACCCCUCCUCCCCGGUCCCUGGGAACCCCACCCCUCCCAUCACCCCCAGCAGCUCCAUGGCCCCGCCCUACAUGUCGCCCGGCAACAGUGACGUCAAACCGCCGCCCUCGUCCUUCCUGCCGGACAUCAAACCCAACAUGGCCGGCCUGCCGCCGCCUCCUCCUACAGGUAACCCUAGCGACGACCUGCGGCUGACCUUCCCGGUGCGUGACGGCGUGGUCCUAGAGCCCUUCAGAUUAGAGCACAACCUGGCGGUCAGCAACCACGUCUUCCAGCUGAGAGACUCCGUCUACAAGACACUCAUCCUGAGACCGGACCUGGAGCUCCAGUUUAAGUGUUACCACCACGAGGAUCGACAGAUGAACACCAACUGGCCCGCCUCCGUCCAGGUGAGUGUGAACGCGACUCCUCUCACCAUCGAGCGAGGCGACAACAAAACUUCCCACAAGCCCUUGUACCUGAAGCAGGUGUGUCAGCCGGGCAGGAACACCAUCCAGAUCACCGUCACCGCCUGCUGCUGCUCUCACCUGUUUGUCCUCCAGCUGGUUCAUCGUCCGUCGGUGCGUUCGGUGCUUCAGGGUCUGAUGAAGAAGAGGCUGCUUCCUGCGGAGCAUUGUGUCACCAAGAUAAAGAGGAACUUCAGCAGCGGUUCCAUCCCCGGGACUCCCGGGUUAAACGGAGAGGACGGCGUGGAGCAGACCGCCAUCAGAGUCUCGUUGAAGUGUCCCAUCACUUUCCGCCGCAUCCAGCUGCCCGCCAGAGGUCACGACUGCAGACACAUACAGUGUUUUGAUCUGGAGUCGUACCUGCAGCUCAACUGUGAGAGAGGAACAUGGAGAUGCCCUGUGUGCAAUAAAACAGCUCUGUUGGAAGGUCUGGAGGUGGACCAGUACAUGCUGGGAAUCCUCAUCUACGUUCAGAACUCGGAGUAUGAGGAGAUCACCAUCGACCCGGUGUGCAGCUGGAAGCCGGUUCCGGUGAAGCCGGACAUCCACGUGAAGGAGGAGUCCGACGGUCCGGUGUUGAAGCGCUGCCGGACGCUCAGCCCGAGUCACAUGGUGCUGCCAAGCGUCAUGGAGAUGAUCGCAUCGCUAGGCCCCGCCCCCUCCUCGGCUGCCUCCUCCUCCCCGAUGUCCUACCCCCCCCUACCUACAGGGGGCAGCAAUAACAGCAACACACCGGACUACCCCGGACCAGCUCCGUCCUAUCCCAGUCAACAUGCUGGUUUCUCAGACUUCUCUGGUCCUGGGACUCCGGGCGUCGGGGGGGACUUCUCCUCCCCCGGUCCUCCUCCUCUCUCCUACCAGUCGGAGCUCUCCAGUGCCCUCCUCACCCCCGACAAACCUCCCCCCCACCCGCUGGCUGGACAGAUGUCAGUCUCGGGCCGCCUGGACUCCACUUCCCAUGGUGCUCCUCUCUCCCAGCAGCAGUCGCAGGGUCUCCACGGCAACUCCCAAAUGGGGGGCGGCAACCAGAUGAUGCAGCGUAGCAACCAGAACCCCCGUCUCCAAGGCGACAGCUCCUUCGGUCUGGGGGGGUCGUCGGAGGUUCCUGAACCGUCUCUGGACUUGCUUCCGGAGUUGACCAACCCAGACGAGUUGCUGUCGUACCUCGGCCCUCCGGACCUCCCGAACAACAACAACGACGACCUGCUGUCGCUGUUCGAGAACAACUGAACUCACACUGAACUUUUACUGUAAGAUACAAACUCUUUCUGUCGUCGCCCGCCAACACGACCGCCGGUCCGCCGCGACUGCCGUCUGCACAGGAAGGAAAUGGACGAUAUCGAAGGACACAUAAAAAACAACCCAUCAACUUUUAAAUCUGAAACCUCUUUGAUGUGUGACGACGAUGGUGACUUUAUUUUAUUGUUUUUUUUAAACUGUGUUUUGAUGCUUCAUCCUUCAUUCCCUGUCGGAGCCGACGGCCUCGCCGCCACAGGAAGCUGCUUUAACUACACGUCACACGGCCGAUCCGUCGGCUCUCCUCCGGACCGCCGGGCCAGCAGGUUUCUGUUCAGAUGAUCCGUCACGUUUCUUCAGCAGCGACCACGAGAGGAGCGGACGUGAUUACUAGUUAACGUUUCUGGUCCAGAUGAGUUUUAAAUGUAUGAAGAGAAGAAGUGAUGUUUUAUAUGGAGGAGGUUAACAAACAGGAAGUCCUCGUUUACACUCAGCCCCCCCGGAUCACAUUAUUGAUUUACAGCACAAUGAAUCAGAACAUUUAUUCUAAUAGUCUGAUGUUCUUCUGUCAUAUCUGUGAGAUUAUGUGGUAAUAAUAAUAAUACUAUUUGUAGUAGAAUCAUUUCAUCUGUUUCAACCCGUCACAUUCAGCUGCUUCAGUGUUCCACUGGUAGUUCAUCAACUGAUCGAUAAUCGAUAAUCCAUUCUUCUUUUAGUCUCUGAAAUGUUAUCAAAUAUGAGUUCCAUGUGACGUCUUCAAACAUCUUGUUUUGUUCGACCAACUCAGAGAUUCAGUUUCCUGUGAAAUAAAAACAUCUGAGACGUCG
Molecule: messenger RNA, 4218 nt
Organism: Sebastes umbrosus (honeycomb rockfish)
Lineage: Eukaryota; Metazoa; Chordata; Actinopteri; Perciformes; Sebastidae
Product: zinc finger MIZ domain-containing protein 2-like
Exons: 21
Coding region: 479-3385 (968 amino acids)
Biological process (GO): regulation of transcription by RNA polymerase II; protein sumoylation
Molecular function (GO): zinc ion binding; SUMO ligase activity
Source: RefSeq, a predicted model, not a curated record